GAGCAACACGGCGGCGUCGCACACAGGCGCGCGGGUGCUCCUGGGCUGUCGGCAUGGCGGCGUUCGCAGAUUUGGACCUAAGAGCGGGCUCGGACCUGAAGGCUCUGCGCGGACUGGUGGAGACCGCUGCUCACCUUGGAUAUUCAGUUGUUGCCAUCAAUCAUAUUGUUGACUUUAAGGAAAAGAAACAGGAAAUUGAAAAGCCAGUAGCAGUUUCUGAACUCUUCACAACUUUACCAAUUGUACAGGGAAAAUCAAGACCAAUUAAAAUUUUAACUAGAUUGACAAUUAUAGUUACAGAUCCAUCCCACUGUAAUGUUUUGAGAGCAACUUCUUCAAGGGUCCGGCUGUACGAUAUUGUUGCAGUGUUUCCAAAGACAGAAAAACUUUUUCAUGUUGCUUGCACGCAUUUAGAUGUGGAUUUAGUCUGUAUAACUGUAACAGAGAAAUUACCAUUUUACUUCAAAAGACCCCCUAUUAAUGUGGCAAUUGACAGAGGUCUGGGCUUUGAACUUGUCUACGGCCCUGCUAUCAGAGACGCGACGAUGAGAAGGUACACAAUUUCCAAUGCCCUCAACUUGAUGCAGAUCUGCAGAGGAAAGAAUGUAAUUCUGUCCAGUGCUGCAGAGAGGCCUUUGGAAAUAAGAGGACCGUAUGAUGUGGCAAACUUAGGGCUGCUGUUUGGGCUGUCUGAAAGCGAAGCCAAGGCUGCCGUGUCCACAAAUUGCCGAGCUGCGUUUCUCCAUGGAGAAACUAGAAAAACUGCUUUUGGAAUUAUUUCUACAGUGAAGAAACCUCGGCCAUCAGAAGUGGAUGAUGAUUCUCUUCCAGCUUGCAAGAAAGCUAAAUGUGAGGGUUGAUGAAGCCCCAGUCUCCAUCAGCUGCCUGCUCCCUUUACAGCUCAUCAGUCACAGUGAAAGUAAACUUCUGCUGAGUGGAUCCUUUCAUUAAACUAGAAGCCAGCAGUCUAUAAAAGCAGCUUUAUAUUCAGACCAUUACAACAGCAAAUAGAACACAGUGAGGCAUUUUCUAAAGACUAACAGUUUAAUUAAUUUAGAUAUACUUUAAGAAAAAAACUAUUUUAUCCUUUAUGUGAGUAUAACAUAUGUAUAACAGUAUGUACACCAAAGUAAGAUGUUUCAGUAUUUUAAGACAUUGAAGAUAAAUAAAUUAAUGUUUUUCUACUUGAUAGAUACAUAUGGAUUUUUGUAUUUUACUAUCCAAGAAAGUAGUUAUUUUGAAGACUUAAACCCUAUUAUGGGGGUCACUUUUUAUUGAGUUAGAGUUGUUCUAAGGACUGCUGACCUUGUAGAAGCAGAAGGGACACUCACAUGAGGUUGCUUGUCCCCUUCAUUUGCUACCUUCUACCUUCGAGCUGUGCUUUAAGUAGCUUCCUCCUUUUAGGUAGAAACUCCCCAUACCUAAUAGUGAUUUUCCUAAUUGCUAUACAGUUCCAAGUAUUUGACUCAAAAAAAAAAAAAGGCUUUGGAAUAAUUUAUUUUUAAUAACAAGUUCACCAGGCUAAGUAGAAGUUAUUAUUUUUGUAAAUAUCUGCAUUUAUGCUAUAUUGAUGAAAGGACCCCCAAGACAUAGCGCAGUUAACUUGGGGGAGGGGAGAAUGCAGAGCCCUGAAGAUAAGGCUAAGUGAUUGCUUACUCACGGGAAUAGGUGCUGAGAGCAAACAUUAGCAGCAAGCAGAUCACUAAGAUGUGAAGCUUUAGUCCAGGGAUGUAAGGAUAUCUCAGUUUAAACAAUUAGAUCUAUCAGUUCUUUCUAACACAUUAUACUUUACCAUGUUAAUAGGAGAAAUGAGAGGGAAAAGAAUAUUCAAAUAGAUGCCAAAAAAUGUGAUAAAAAUCAAUCUCUACUCUUUAAUUUUAUACAAAGCAAUGAAAACCCUUGACAAGUUCCAGGGGUGGAGGUUCCCAACUGUAAUCCCAGCACUGGAGAGGCUGGAGCAGGAGGAUCACAAGUCUGAGGCCAGCAUGGCCUACAUAAGUAUAAUAAAAAAGCAAGAUUGGUGGAGAAAUGUCAUCUAGGCACCCCCGUGGAGUUUGUGCACAUAUGUAAAGCCUGAUGAUGACUGUAAAACCAACAUCAGUGACUGUUCACUGGAUACUAUUCACAGUGACCAAGAAGAGGAACCAGCCUAGACACCCAUCAACAGAUGAGUGGAUAAUGUGGUACAUUCAUUAUGAUUGUUAACAUCGAUAAUCAACUUGACAGGAUCUCAAACCAACUGAGAGACAAGCCUAUGAACAUGCCUAAGAGUAAGUAUCUAGUUUGUUGAGAAAAGUCACCCUGCCACGAACUGAAACCUCAGAUCUUCAUAAAAAGGAGUUAUAAUAUAUAUCUAUCUAUAAAGGUUAGCACGUACAGGCAUUCAUCACUGCCUGCUUCCUGACUGGAUGCAGUUGACCAGUAGCCUCAUGCUCUGGCUGCCAUGCCUUCUCCUCCAUGAUGGACCUUCUUCAAAUGCAAGCUAAAAUAAACCUUUCUUUCCUUAAAUUGCUUUAGACAGAUACUUUGUUGCAGCAAUGAGAAAACUAAUAAAGACAUACAGUGGAAUUUUAUUCAGCCAUGAAAAA
Molecule: messenger RNA, 2588 nt
Organism: Peromyscus leucopus (white-footed mouse)
Lineage: Eukaryota; Metazoa; Chordata; Mammalia; Rodentia; Cricetidae
Gene: Rpp30
Product: ribonuclease P/MRP subunit p30
Exons: 11
Coding region: 54-860 (268 amino acids)
Biological process (GO): tRNA processing
Cellular component (GO): nucleolar ribonuclease P complex
Molecular function (GO): RNA binding
Source: RefSeq, a predicted model, not a curated record